This is a messenger RNA of Peronospora matthiolae, 339 nucleotides long. The record is from the annotation of a GenBank genome assembly. NCBI's taxonomy places the organism in Eukaryota, Oomycota, Peronosporomycetes, Peronosporales, Peronosporaceae.
AUGCGAGAGGCGCUGGUGGAAUUGAAGAGUGCAACCAGCUUUCCAGGAGUCGAGAAAGGCUUCCAGAUGAUCUCGGACAUUAAAAUGAAUCAACUGGAUGUCAUUCUGGACGAAGUCUUGCCUGGUGAGAGACGACUAGUGACCAAUACGCGCAUGCGAGCUCGCACAGACAUGAUAGCGAAGGUGCAAAUGCCAGAAGCCGUCAACGUUUCAUUGCAGAUAUCCAACACGUCGGUCGCACUUACUCUCCAAACGAAGAAGGGCAUCGCCUCGGGUCGUUGGUAUCAGGUCGUGAAAGCUGUGGAUAGAACCAAACAAAUGAUGGAGCAUUCCGCUUAA